Messenger RNA from Phragmites australis (common reed), 1020 nucleotides. Its product is annotated as histidine-containing phosphotransfer protein 2-like. The record is from RefSeq and is a predicted model, not a curated record. NCBI's taxonomy places the organism in Eukaryota, Viridiplantae, Streptophyta, Magnoliopsida, Poales, Poaceae. Gene Ontology annotation, cellular component: cytoplasm; nucleus. Gene Ontology annotation, molecular function: protein histidine kinase binding; histidine phosphotransfer kinase activity. The coding region runs from base 213 to 650 and encodes 145 amino acids. Gene Ontology annotation, biological process: phosphorylation; phosphorelay signal transduction system; cytokinin-activated signaling pathway. The transcript has 6 exons.
AAUGAAAAGGAAAGGAGCAAAGGAGAAGGAAAGCAUCACCGGCGGCAGUGGCGGGCUCGCCGUGGCCACAACUUGGGGAAUCCAUUCCCCCUCACUCCUCACCGGCGCGCGCGUAUAUAAGUACCAGAUUCCCCCGUCCCUAUCGCGGCCGCCUCUCCUUGGAUCGGAUUUAACUCUGCCUCCUUCCUACGCCACCGCCUCCUCAAGCUGCCAUGGCCGCCGCCGCGCUGAGGGAGCAGCUCAACGCGCUCCUCGCCUCCAUGUUCGCCUCGGGCUUGGUGGACGAGCAGUUCCAGCAGCUGCAGAUGCUGCAGGAAGACGGGAGCACGCCGGGCUUCGUCGCCGAGGUCGUCACCCUCUUCUGCGACGACGCCAACAGGAUCAUCUCCGAGCUCGCCGCCCUAUUGGAGCAGCCCAUCGUGGACUUCGAUAAGGUGGACGCCUACGUGCAUCAGCUCAAGGGGAGCAGCGCCAGUGUUGGUGCUCAGAAAGUGAAGUUCACUUGCAUGCAGUUUCGUCAGUUAUGUCAGGAUAGAAACAGAGACGGGUGCAUUAUGGCAUUGGCUGUUGUGAGAAAUGAGUUCUAUGAUGUGCGCAAUAAGUUCCAGACUAUGCUUCAGCUUGAGCAGCAAAUCCAGGCCCAACAAUAAUUGAAGCAAAGGGAGCAUGGGUGCAUGUGAUCUCACAUGACAAGUGUAUCUUUCAAGAUGUAGCAUGUUGGAUGGGUUCCCGACUUGGAAUGUGUGCAAAGUCAUUGACAUGAGAUUUCAUGCUCAAACUUUGGCUCACAGCCUGUAAUAGUUUGUGGCAAAAAAACGAUUGUCUAGCGUUGUGUCUGUGGUACUUUACCUGUUGGUGUUUGAUGGGCUAGCUGACAUCAUGUAUGCAAACUUUUACUGGUUGCGUGGUAACUCAGUUAGCGUGUUAAUUUCUGGCUUUUAUAGACCUGCGUUUGUGUGAAAUUGUAUCGUGCUGUCUGAGUUGAGCUGUCUGUUAUGUGAAUGUGAUGGGUCUGGAAUC